Messenger RNA from Durusdinium trenchii, 3177 nucleotides. The record is from the annotation of a GenBank genome assembly. NCBI's taxonomy places the organism in Eukaryota, Dinophyceae, Suessiales, Symbiodiniaceae.
AUGUCGAACGCAGCCAACUCCGUGAUGUUCCGCUCCACCGAGUGCCUCCGGCAGCUCGACGCCCAGGACCAGAACAGCUACGUGCGCCUGGCGGCAGCCACCAGUCUGGGGCAGGUGGCCAGGAAAGGAGAUGAGGAGGUCCUGGAAGCCUUAAUCGCUCGUUUCAGCGACACCGAUGCCUCGGUGCGCCGGGUGGCAUGCGCUGCAGCAGGGCAGGUCUCCAAUAAGUCCAAUGCGCGCGUGCUUUCGGCCUUGCUGGCGCGCUCUGAGGACCGCGACGGCGGGGUGCGGCGCAGCGCCGUGAAGGCGUUGGAGAAGGUGGCGAAGAAGGAAGAUCCACAGGUCCUGGCCGCGCUCUUCCAGCGCAGCAAUGACUCGGAGGCCUUCGUGCGCUACAGCGCGGUGGAGGCUCUGUGCAAUUUGGCGGCGGAAGGAAGCCCAGAGGUGGUCAAUCGCAUGUUGGAGCUACAAUCUGACCGUGAUUCCCGGGUCCGCUGCUGCGCCACGGAAGCCUUGGGGCGCUUGGCGGUGAGAGGUGACAGUCGCGUGCUCACGUCGCUGCUGCAGUGCCUCGAUGAUGAAGCAGAUGCCGUGCGCCGGGCCGCCGCCACGAGUCUGGGGUACGUGACCUUUGCGCCGCUGCAAGAGCUGGAAGUCCAGGAGCGACAGAUCGCGGAACUCGAGUUCCGUGAGCAGCACGAGGUGUCGACCCGAGAUCGCAUCAUCGCAGAGCUACGAGAAAAGCAUCAGAAGGAAAGCACUGAGCUUCGUGCUCGGAUCUUCGAGCUGGAGGACCAACUGAAGCUGGAGGUGGAAAAACGCGACCUGGAAAUCCAGCAGCUCAAGCAUAAGCUCGAGGAACAGGAGUGGAUCGCAGGCGUGGCAGGUGUCAUUCCACACUCAGGAGAGAUCUCAAAGUUCCUGGACACGCUUCCUGACUUAGCCGGUGCUGAGCACUACGGGAAGCAGAUCUUGGCGCCGAUCUGGGCUUUGAGGUCGGGCGCCGCUCCGGUGCCACGUGCCCGGCCGUUGGUUGACGGCGGGCGAAGGCUGUGGGAGGUGAACAUGGCACGACGGAAGGACCAGGCUUCUGAAGCGACCGGGAACGCUGAAGGCAUUGAAGGCUCAACUUUCACCGCCAUGGUGCUGAUGCAUUGGCUGUUGUGGAGCGCCAGCCUCCUAGGCGCGGCUGCUUUGCGCUUUGCCGAAGUGUUCGGCGAUUACGUGGUGUUGCAGCAGCAGCCCGCGAAGGCGGCCAUCUUUGGAGAGGUGAAUGACACCUCGGUGUCCACGGUGACCGUCGAGCUCUCGGCAGGGUCCAAGAAAGUGGCCAGCGUGGAGGCCAACGUGCUGGGUGGCACCUGGAAGGCACUGCUGCCGCCCCAAGCCGCGGGCGGCCAGUGGUCCAUCACGGCGAGGGCUGGCACGAAGUCUGUGGAGAUGAACUCGGUGACCUUUGGAGACGUGUGGCCUCUGGGCGUCACCGACUGUCCGCUCACCAACGGGGGCACCGAAGCAAAGCUGGAGACCUUUGACUCGUAUUGUUCGGGUCAGAGCAAUAUGGCGCUGCCUUUGAUUCACACCAUGUCUCGAAACAUCAGCGUUGAUGCGAUCAAAGCAGGGAAGUACGCCAACAUUCGAAUCCACGGAAUGAGUGGCAACAUGAACCCUACUCAACCAUGGCAGAAAGUUUCAGAUGCCAUUCAGAGCCCUGGAAGUUGCGAGAAAGGUGACUGCGCCUUCUUCAAGUACUCUUCAACAUGCUGGUACUUUGCGGAGAGCCUCUCUGAUCGGCUGAACGAUGACACACCCAUUGGCCUGAUCCACACUGCCAAGGGUGGAAGCAUGAUUGAGGCUUGGCUGGACAACAAGACCAUUGCCACCUGCAAGAAUGCCUCGAUCAGCGCGCGGAACCAGAAGUACCACGAUGAGCGAGUGAUGCCCUAUUCGAACAUGACUCUGAAGGGCUGGAUUUGGUACCAAGGCGAAAAAAACAUGGACGGUGUGCAUGGCAAUUCGGCUCUGAACUAUGGCUAUGGAUGUUUGGCGCAGCGACUGGUGGACAGUUGGCGACAGAUCUGGAGCACCGAAGCAGAGACGACGAAUCCAAUGGCCCCGUUUGGUUUUGUGACGCUGGCACCCUCGGGUGGUGAAGGCGGCAACAGCAUGGGUGCCAUGCGUUGGGCGCAGACCGCGAACUAUGGCGUGGCGCCCAAUCCGGCCAUGCCCAAGACGUUCAUGGCACAGGCUUUCGAUUUGGACGAUCCCUUCAGCAACAUCACCUGCUAUCGCGCCGGCUGCUGUGGGACGGCCACUCCAAAGCCUCAGUGUCACAGCUGCUUUGGGCCCAAUGGCUACUGCGCCAAUCUCAGCGCCACGAAUUAUUACAUCGGCCCGAUCCACCCCAGAGACAAGAAACCUGUGGGUGAUCGCUUGGCUGCGGCCGCUGCCAGCAUUGCGUAUGGCCUGCAGGGACCAUUUACUGGACCCACACUGGCAGGAUGUCAGAUGGCACAUGGGAAGAUUACCGUUCAGUUCAAUAGGUCGUUGCUUGGAUCAGAUCGCUUGAUUGUCCAAGACUACAAGACGUUGGGCUCGAGCCGUGUGGAAGUCCUCACCAACAAGUCACUAUUUUGUUUGCAGACCAGCGGACGGAAGGACGAGGAAUGCAUCGAUGAUGGCUCUGGCAAGGGUGCUGGUACUGGAGCAUUUGAAGAUGAGAAGACCUGGGUCUCUGUGGAUGUUCACCAGGUGUCUGCGAACUCCAUCGUGGUGGACCUUGCAAAGACCCAGGGCAUGGCCUUUGGAAUCCGCUAUGCCUGGAAAGGGGACUGCUGCGAUCAGAGGCCAGCCACCGGUGCAGCUUGCCCAGUGGCAUCCUGUCCAUUGAUGGCACAGCAUUCCGGAUUGCCAGCAAAUCCCUUUAUUGCGCACAUCGAGAAUGGUCGGUGCAAGUGCGUUGCACCACAGGUGUGCGAUGAGAAUUUGGAAAUGGAAAGCCCUAAACGGAAAAAGAACCUUGGGAGGCACGGCCCCCAAAUCUAACAGGUCCGUUUGAAACCCUGAGGCAAACGUUUCGAAACAAAACCCAAAACAGGGCCAAAAAAAACCAAGCCCUAAACCUGUGGUCGUGUGAGUCCCAGAAUCGGUGGAUUCCGUUGUGGAUAUGGCUCCAGA